AUGUCACAACAACAUUUUACAACUCCUCCCUCAAUACUUGCAAGAAAAAAAGAUGGUGAUGUACCAAAAAAACAAACAAGAGAAGAAUAUCGUCAACAAAAAGAACUUGAAGAAUUACGAAAAGCUGGUUCAGCACCAGCUGAAGUUGAUGAAGAAGGAAAAGAUAUUAAUCCACAUAUACCAAAAUAUAUGACUGAUGUACCAUGGUAUGUUACAUAUGAUCAUACAAAACCAACACUCAAACAUCAACGUAUUCAUCCAGAAAAAUCAACUACAUAUGAUACUCUUAAUGAAUGGUAUGCUCGUGGUCAUGCUGAUAAAGUUGCAACACGUUAUCGCCCAGGUGCUUGUGAAAAUUGUGGUGCAAUGACACAUAAACGUAAAGAUUGUGUUGAACGUCCACGUCGUUUAGGUGCACGUUUUACAGGCUCAGAUUUUGCACCUGAUGAAUAUGUUCAACCUGAUAUAAAUUUAUCCUAUGAUGGUAAACGUGAUCGUUGGAAUGGUAUUGAUAUAAAUUGGCAUCAACAAAAACUUCAAGAUGAACAUAAACGUUUAGCUGAAGCAAAAUCAAUUUUAAAAGCAAAAAAAUUAGAUGAAGAAGCUGAAGCUGAAGAACAACUUGAAGCUGCUGAAAUAGCAAAUAAUACUGAAACUGAAGAACCAGUUGUAACUGUUCCAGCUAAACCAGGUGGACUUGAUGAUAAAACAAAAUCAAAGAAAACAAAUAAACCUGAUUCAGAUGAUGAUGAAGAAGAUGAAGAAUAUAAAUAUACAGAUUCAAUGGAUAUGCCUGGUCAACAUGUCGAUUCCAAACAACGUAUUAGUGUACGUAAUUUACGUAUUCGUGAAGAUACAGCAAAAUAUUUACUUAAUUUGGAUGCAGAAUCAGCCUAUUAUGAUCCAAAAUCACGUUCUAUGCGUGAUAAUCCAUUUGCAGGAACAAAUAAAGAUCCAUCACAAGUGCCAUAUUUAGGUGAUAAUUUUGUUCGAUAUUCUGGUGAUGCCAAAGCUUUUGCUACAAGUCAAAUAUUUGCAUGGGAAGCAUUAGAUAAAGGUGUUAGUAUACAUACACAAGCUGAUCCAACAAAAUUAGAAUUAUUAAAUAAAGAAUUUCAUGAGAAAAAAAAUCAAUUUGUUAAAACUGUUCAAGAACAAUUAAUUGAACGUUAUGGUGGUGAAGAACAUUUAAAUAGUAUACCACGUGAACUUGUUGUUGAAGCUCAAACAGAACAAUAUGUUGAAUAUAAUCGUUUUGGUAAAGUUAUUAAAGGUGAUCAACGUGCAACAAUUAAAUCAAAAUAUGUUGAAGAUGUUUAUGAAAAUGAACAUACAUCUAUUUGGGGUUCUUAUUGGAAUAAUUAUCGAUGGGGUUAUGCAUGUUGUCAUUCAUUACUGCGACAAUCUUAUUGUACAGGUGUUAUUGUUGAAGAAAAAGAAAUUGAAUUUGAAACAAAUAAUAAAUUUGAUGAUACUAAUGGUGAUAAGCCAAAAUCGUUGACUGAAAUGCAUCGAGAAAAAUUAAAUAAACAAAAACUUCAACCAAAAUCUUCAUCGGCAACUGAUGACAAAGAUUCAAUAAUGAAAAAACUCGAUAAGAAAAAAAUACAAGAUGCAGCAAAAGAAAUUGAGAAACGUGACAAACAAGCUGAAGAAAUGGCUUUAAUUGAUGAACGAAAAAGAAAAUAUAAUUCAUUAAAAACAGAUACUAAUGAUUAUAAAGAACCAAGUGAAGAAGAAAAAGAAGCAUAUCGAUUGAAAAAACUUCGUCAUGAUGAUCCAAUGGCACAAUUUAUGUUGAACUCUUAG
Molecule: messenger RNA, 1809 nt
Organism: Adineta steineri
Lineage: Eukaryota; Metazoa; Rotifera; Eurotatoria; Adinetida; Adinetidae
Source: the annotation of a GenBank genome assembly